AGACGACAACUCAUGCUUGAAACAAAAAGAAAGAUUAAGUGAGCACAUUUUACACACAAAUAUUUCAUUUUUAACUGUAGUAAUUAAGCUAACUUUUAAAUUGCAUUAUAUUCCGCGCUUAUUUCGCAUAUAUAAAUGUCGCGCGCAUGCGCAUUGUGAACUCUUUUACCAACAUGGCCGCGUUCUUUGCCUUGCUGGGUCGGGGCUCUCCCAGGGCAAUUUAUCGACUAAAAUUGCUCAACGAAUGCCACGAGGUCUUCAAGGUUCAGCUUGUUCGACGUUCCCUCUCCAUUGCAGGCUCCAAGAGCACCCGACGACUAGCGAUCAAGAAUGCUUCUCAGUGCUGUCCAGAAACAAGUUGCUGGAGGGACGGCCUUGUGCGGCACAUUUCAACCACAUCUGCAUUACGCGACGAGUUGCGGGUCAUCAAGUGUCCACAGCUGGCCGAAUCGCUAAGCGAGGGUGACAUCAGGUGGAUCAAAGGCGUUGGCGACACGGUUAAAGAAGACGAGGUGAUAUGCGAGGUAGAAACCGACAAGACGUCCAUACCAAUCCACGCUCCCGCUGCUGGCAAAAUCGUGGAACUUUUGGUUGAAGAUGGAGCCACCAUCCAGCCCGGAAAAGACAUCCUCAAGAUGUCCGUGGGAGGCGGAGGAACUUCGGCGUCUGCUCCCGAGCCUGCAAGUGCACCCCCUACCCCAGCCCCUGCCUCCGCCGCCCCUGCCUCUGCCGCCCCUGCCUCUGCCGCCCCAGCGACGUCGGGAAGUGGCGAGGUGCGUGUCAUCAAGUGCCCCCAACUGGCAGAGUCGCUGAGUGAAGGUGACAUCCGGUGGAUCAAAGCCGUUGGUGACUCUGUCACGGAAGACGAGGUGGUCUGCGAAGUUGAAACAGACAAGACAUCAAUCCCUGUUCACGCCCCGGCAAGCGGAGUCAUCCUCGAGCUUCUGGUGGAGGAUGGUACGACCAUACAGCCCGGCAAGGACAUCAUGAGGCUCCAGAUUGGAGGAGGUGGCGCCCCGGCUGCCAGCAGACCCGCCGCACCCGCUGCACCCUCUGCCGCACCCUCCCCGGCAGCGCCGGCAACAGGGUCUCCCGUCUCGGGACCCAUCCCGACGACGCCCCCUCCAGCCCCCGCCAAGCCCUCUGGCCCCAUGUCUUCCACCCCGGUCUCCCAGAUCCAGAUGCCAGGACCGGUCACGGCCUCUGCGGGAGCAGACGCCGGAGACUCCGUGCCUGUCGGAGCUCGGACGGAACAGCGGGUGAAGAUGAACCGAAUGCGACAGAGGAUCGCCCAGCGCCUUAAGGAUGCCCAGAACACUUAUGCAAUGCUUACGACGUUCAACGAAGUGGACAUGACGAGCGUCAUUCAGAUGCGGAACAAGUACAAAGACACCUUCCUCAAGAAGCACGGCGUCAAGCUGGGCUUUAUGUCUCCCUUCGUCAAGGCAGUGGCCUUUGCCCUCCAGGACCAACCUGUGGUGAAUGCCGUGAUCGACGAGCAGGAGAUCAUCUACAGGGACUACAUCGACAUCAGUGUCGCGGUAUCCACGCCAAAGGGUCUGGUCGUUCCGGUGAUCCGCAACUGCGAGGGCAUGAACUACGCGGACAUUGAGAAGGCGAUCAACGUCCUGGGCGAGAAGGCCCGCACGGGCAGCCUGGCCAUUGAGGACAUGGACGGCGGCACCUUCACCAUCAGCAACGGCGGCGUCUUUGGCUCCAUGUUUGGCACGCCCAUCAUCAACCCGCCCCAGUCUGCCAUCCUCGGCAUGCAUGCCGUCUUCGAGCGUCCCGUCAACGUCGCCGGGAAGGUGGAGAUCCGGCCCAUGAUGUACAUCUGCCUGACGUACGACCACCGGCUCAUCGACGGCAGGGAAGCGGUGACGUUCCUCAAGAAGGUCAAGGCGGCCGUCGAGGACCCCGUGGUCCUCAUGCUGGACGUCUAGCGCCCCGUCAUCACGCCGUCGCACACUCUACCCAACACUUAGGACCGGCUAGACCCCUCGAGAGGACAAGCUUGACUGACCAAUGCAGCAACAGAAGCAGCAGCAGUGCGUCCGGAGGAGGCUCGUGGAAGCCACCAUUUUGUCCCCCGUUUGGCAAAGGAUUUUUGACUGUAGUCAUAGAACUUUCAAAUAUGAAGCACUGUUGCCUAGCGUUUGUACAGACAUUUCUUGUUUUUCCUUUUUCUUUUUUUUUUUCUUUUCUUUUUUUGCUAUAUUUAAUAUAGGAUGCACUGUCAGGAUUGAAAAGGGAAAAAAGAUGUGCAUUUUUAGAGUGUUGCCGGCUGCUUUCGUGCAGUGGUUCUGCCCUCGGUAGCAUAUGGCGGUAACUUAACCUCAUUUACCUUUUUGAUCUGUUCUUACGUCAUCCAAGAGUUUAUUAAACAGUUGUAAUAACUUCAGCAUCUUCCACUGAAUAGUGUUGUGGGAUUUGAUUGAUAUAGUCAGGUUACAUGUGUCACGAGUUUCUAUGCUUUUGCUGAAUGGUGCAAAUAAAAAAAAUUCAUGUUUGCACAAAAAAAAAAAUAAAGAUGGUGGUGCACUUUUGGUGGCGACGGUGGAACCUUGUAGUUGUGCCUUUUAUGUGCAAAUAACUUGCGUAAUGCGGCUGAAUUUUGUCUUAUUUUGAAACUUGUGAGCUCGACGUCUUGCGUACUGUUGCUGCUCAGGACGACAAACCUUUACGCUGGCGGGUUUAAAAAUAGAAAUAAAAGAUCAAACAAGCCCGUAAA
Molecule: messenger RNA, 2731 nt
Organism: Ixodes scapularis (black-legged tick)
Lineage: Eukaryota; Metazoa; Arthropoda; Arachnida; Ixodida; Ixodidae
Product: dihydrolipoyllysine-residue succinyltransferase component of 2-oxoglutarate dehydrogenase complex, mitochondrial
Exons: 17
Coding region: 147-1943 (598 amino acids)
Biological process (GO): tricarboxylic acid cycle
Cellular component (GO): oxoglutarate dehydrogenase complex
Molecular function (GO): dihydrolipoyllysine-residue succinyltransferase activity
Source: RefSeq, a predicted model, not a curated record